AUGCAGUCUAUUUCCACCUCCUUGCUUGCGCUUCUUUCUUUGAUACUCGCAUCAACAAUUAGAGCAGAGCAUAUCGAUCUCGGCCUCUCUCAGGAAAUUGAUCUUCAACGUGAACUGCACUACGCCAAGAGCUCGAAGCGAUCAAAGAAAGACUGGAUGUUUUCACCAGGCAGUCAACGCCACUACAAUAGCAAAUACGCACAACACAGCGACGCUGCUGGAUCAGAAUUCUCAAGUCGAAGACACAAGAGGGGCCACCACCACCAUCAAGCAGGCAUGACUUUUGAUAAUUUUGAAUCCUGGGGUCUGAACCGGAUCAAGGAAGCUCUCCGAAACGAACGAGCCUCCAGAACGUCAACAGCCUCCUCUUGGCGAAAAUCCUCAACUUCCUCGACAUCCUCAGCAUCAUCGUCAGAUAGUUCCGAACAACUUAAUGAUGCACCAGAUGCUCAAGAAGGUGAGACCAUCCAUCUUGACACGCUGGACGCAGCACGAAUGGAAAAGGAAACCCCAUGA
Messenger RNA from Cylindrotheca closterium, 516 nucleotides. The record is from the annotation of a GenBank genome assembly. NCBI's taxonomy places the organism in Eukaryota, Bacillariophyta, Bacillariophyceae, Bacillariales, Bacillariaceae.